AUGUCCUCUCCGCACGAACCGCAGGAGCUGGAACCCGAGGUGCCGGCUAUAGGAGUCACUGCCGACCUCGCGAACAACCUUCGGAGCACGAGGCCCUUCAGUGCUUCGGACGAGCGCGGCGGAGAUUUGUUGUUAGUUCUUGUGCAUUUCGGGCGGAAUCUGGAUGCGCUUGUUACCAAAGAUGUUUCGACAAAGCUGAAUGGUACUACUAUCGCUGGAGAUCAACUCAACACGUAUGUGGUCGCUUCGGUUGGUGUCUUUACCGGAUGCUCCAACCUUGUGCAGUGCCGUCGAGGAGACGCCACCAGAGCAGCAGAUACGUCAACAUUGCCACUAGAAGGCAGAGUAUUAUACGAACACAAGUUUUCUCCAUAUGCUGCGACGCGCGUUGUCGAAGCCAGCACUUCACCUUCCUGGAACGAGGUGCUAGCCAUCCCAUUACCCACAGGGUGGCCACAGACUAUAAACCAGCAGCUAGGAGGUGCUGGAGGAAGAGCAGGGGUAGCAAUCACCGAAGAUACAAAACGCUUGGCUCUAAAACUCGACAUUGUGGAACGUGGGGAUAGUCAUCAGGAAGAUUUCUUGCUUGGAACGUGCAUUCUCCCCCUUGCCAAUGUCGGAUGUCAAUUCCAGCAGACACACUAUGCAUUUGCCUUUCCACCGAAUGACACGAAGAGCCCGUUAGACCAUACUGCAGGCACUUGCGUGUAUGUGUCACUGGAUGCAGCCUGCCGAGGUCCAGUGCUCAGUACCAGUUCUCUGGAGCAUGUCGAAAUCACUAUCGAGUCUUUCACACCUGUUGUCGUUACUGGCCAUGAAGAUGAAGCAGAGGCACUCGACUGUACAAGUCUCGGCGUCCUGGUAAACUUCCACGCUGAUGAGAGCACAAACUCCUCACAAAUGAAACCUGUGGAAGCGUACGGGGUGCUCGAAAACCACUUCACAUUUCUCCACGAUGGUCAAGCACUUGAUACUGCCACAAUCGAUAUGUCAGUAAGAAAGACCAAGCUUGUUGGCAUUACACCUUCGUCGUCCUCGGCAACAGGCAGCGCUUCAGGGGUGUACGAGUGGUUCUUCCCUUUCAGUUUCACAUUGGGGGCUGGAAGUUACCAAGACUUUACUUCGACCGCAGUAAAUAUUGCACUUUUCAACACUUCAUCGCUGCCGCACAAACUUGUUGGUCGCGGUCAGCUCCAGCUUGCAUCACCCAAGGCUCAAGGUGCGAAGAAAGAUGGAUCACCACUGCGAUACACCGUAAUUCCAAUCACAUCUAGCGCCGACUGCUCUCGCGUCCAUGGUCACAUCGCUUUACGUCUGCGCUGGUGGGAUACUGCUGCUUGGAGCGCCUUCAUCGGUGACAUUCCUGCUCGACGCGUUGUCUGCACAAACCGGUGGAAUCGCUUACCACGACCGACAAUUGCUUGGAUGGGAGCACUUCUCCGUGGCCUUAAUCGCCACCCUGUAGCUUCGAUAUGCGAUGCUGGAGGUGUGUCUGGAGUGUUGGCAGAGCUGCUUGCUAAGUCUUCAUCACGUGAAGAGUAUAAGCGAAAUCUUCCAAGGCUGCAAGAUCAGCAGCACCAACAACAUCACCAAACCUCACCCACCAGACUUAAUAGCAUAGAGACAGACGAUACCAGAGCCUUGCUGAGAGAGCAGCUCGCCCAUUUGCAAGCUGAAGGAACUGCACAGCGCCUUCAGAUUGAAAGACUCCAGAAUGAGUUGGAUACACGUUUAGUUGCCAUCAAGACGUGUGGGUUGAAGAUCGUGGCCUUACGGAGAGAGGCACGUCAAAAAGAUCAGCAGAUACAACAACUCAAGGAGCAGAUCGAGUCUGCACAGCGUCGAGAGCAGCAGCAAUUAGCCGAGUUAAUGGCCUCUACCAAUGGGAAUGGAGUAGCUUUCCCUGUGCGCCCAGAGCAUCAAGCAGCAUCGCAGCGGUUCACGUUGCUAGCCACGAAGUACAAUGAGCUGGAUCGUGAAUACCAAGCCGUGAAGCAGCAAUUAACUGAUGCACAGGAAUCUUUGAGCUCGCUCGCCGACCUAGAGACGCGUCAUGACAAGCUGCAGGAGGCUCACCUGGUACAAUCAGCUCUGGUGCAGCGCCUACAGCGUGACAAACAGCAAGCAACCGCGCUCAAGAAAGCGGUGCGGAUGCAGGAGAAAGUGAUUCGUCAAUUCGAGCGGACAGUCGCACAGCAGUCAACAGAGAUACCGGAGCGGUCAUCAAUACGUCAGCACGCACUCGGAACUGAGAUGCCAGAUAUCGACGGUGGAGAUUGUGAGACGCGAGAGGCCCUGCUGCGUGUACGCGUCCAGGUCCUGGAACAGCAAAUGCAGACGAAUGCACGCGAAGCUGCGACUGAAAUUAGUUCUCUACGCCUGCGCAUCUUGGAGCUGGAGACGACAGGGAGCCGUCGGACUGGGAAAUAGAGCGGCAGCGACGUCGCUCGCUGCCGGUUUUUGAUUGUUCGUUGGUCUGUCUGGUUAGGAGAUAGAUAUCUAGAGAUGUUGCUCUUCUCGUAAAAAGAGAGGAUAAUACUGUUGCUACUUCUUGUCGU
Molecule: messenger RNA, 2558 nt
Organism: Phytophthora nicotianae INRA-310
Lineage: Eukaryota; Oomycota; Peronosporomycetes; Peronosporales; Peronosporaceae
Exons: 5
Coding region: 1-2430 (809 amino acids)
Source: RefSeq, a predicted model, not a curated record